This is a messenger RNA of Zeugodacus cucurbitae (melon fly), 994 nucleotides long. RefSeq lists its product as uncharacterized. The transcript is spliced from 2 exons. The record is from RefSeq and is a predicted model, not a curated record. Lineage: Eukaryota; Metazoa; Arthropoda; Insecta; Diptera; Tephritidae. Bases 148 to 843 code for a protein of 231 amino acids.
AAUUUUUUAUUGCAUUUGAAAAUACUUCGCGUUUUUCGUACUCAAAUAUUUCUUGUAUAAAUUUAGCUGCAGUUUUGUUGAGACCAACAGAAAGCAACUGAACUGCAAACCGAUACAGUCAAUCAACCAUUAAACUUAAUCUGCAAAAUGCGUGCAUUUUUGAUCCUGUGCUCCGUCGUCUCUACUGCGUACGCCGCCAGUCUCGGCUAUAAUUAUGAGAGCAACAAUGGUCCAGCGCUUGGCGGUGGUUUUGUUGGAGGUGCUGCACUUGCUGGUCCCAGUUAUGGCGGUCAAGCGCUGAGUGGUCCCAGUUACGGUGGUCAAGCUGUUGCCAGUCCCAGCUACAGCGCUCCCGCACCAGCUCCCGUUGAGGUUAACAAGGAAUUCUUCAGCUACUCUGCACCCGAGCAUGAGUUCAAUGAUAUCGGUGAUGCUGGUCAAAUUGCCAACUCAUUGAAGAAGAACUUGCGUGUCAUCUUCAUUAAGGGACCACAGAACUCUGGACUCGAGAAUGCCGCUUUGCAAUUGGCUAAAUCUGCCAACGAAGAACGCACUGCUAUCUAUGUGCUCAACAAACAGGCUGACAUUGGCGAUUUGGCCAACAGAUUGAACGCUCUCAACCAUCGUAGUGCCCACAAACCCGAAGUACACUUUGUCAAGUACCGCACCCCAGCCGAUGCUGAGAAUGCCAAGCACGCUAUUCAAUCGCAAUACGAUAAUUUGGGUGGCAAUACUAGCAGCUACAGCAGUGGUGUCGCUCCAGUCUUGGAUUUCGCCACCAAACCAGCCGCUCCAGUUGCUCAACAACCAGAGAGCUCUUAUCUGCCACCAAACAAAGUUUAAUAAGUUCAGCGAUAUGUUUUAGCGUCUUAUGGUAUGGAUUUAUCGAACGAUUUAUUGAAUAUUAAUUAAGUCCUGAUGUUCCUUGUUAACUAAAUGUAUAAGUUUCUCCAUUAAUGCAAAUAUACUAUAUAAGAACACCAUUUUCAAAUUA